AACUCUGUCAGUAUUGGACAGCAAAAUUUCGGAAACAGAAUUUAACUAGUAGAAAAAAAUAUUUUAAAAAAUGCAGCAAAAUCGGUUAAAUGUUAUACGUAGUCUUUUGGCACUUCGUUCACUGACACUCCAGAUACCAAAAUAUUCAAGCACAAUUGAUGUUUCUCCCAGACCACAGCAAUUAAUAUUUCAUCGGUAUCUUACACAAGCAAAAACAACAAAAACAAAAACUGAUGAACAAAAAGCAAAUAAAUUAAAGCAAAAGAUAACGCUUAUUGGUCAGAAUGAAUCCAUCAACAUUACCACUCUCGAGGAGGCCCAAAAGUUGGCCAAACGUCGAGAUUUACAUUUGCUACGUUUGCAACAGCCGGACGCAAAAACCGGUCGCGUGGUGUUCAAAUUAGUUACAGCUGCUGAAAUGUUGGCUGAUGAGACACAGGAAAAAGGCACUACCAAAUCUACGGAUAAGCAGGGCCACAAAAAAUCGGAAAAGUCCUUAACCAUUGGCGCUCGAAUGACUGACCAUGAUUUGUCUUCCAGGCUGAAGAACAUAAUCAAAUGGCUGAAUAAACGACACGAGGUGCGCAUUCUCAUCCAGGGAAAUGUGAGUGGCGCCGAUGAAGGCAAUGUGGAUCGCAUUGUCAAGGCCAUUGAGACGACCAUCAAGGAGCCGCAAGUCAUUGGCAAGAUUGUGCAAAAGCGCCAAAAGGAAAAUUACGUCAAGUUCAACAUAAUCCCAGUUGCACCUGCAGCGCAACCAGAUGAAGCUGCAGUAAAGCAAUUGUGACAACCAAUGGGCCUAUUUACGCCCAUCCCAACAGGUCCAACAGAAAAGCUCCUAAUUGAUUUGUCUCCAAUAUUCGGUAAUCUAGAUACAGUCCAGGCAAAGCAAAACUAUUCCACUUUCCGGAGCCAGGAACAAAACGAACCAGAUGG
Drosophila navojoa is the source of this 936-nucleotide messenger RNA. RefSeq names its product mitochondrial translation initiation factor 3 (gene mIF3). Gene Ontology annotation, biological process: mitochondrial translational initiation; ribosome disassembly. Gene Ontology annotation, molecular function: translation initiation factor activity; ribosome binding. Lineage: Eukaryota; Metazoa; Arthropoda; Insecta; Diptera; Drosophilidae. Gene Ontology annotation, cellular component: mitochondrion. The record is from RefSeq and is a predicted model, not a curated record.